Saccharomyces mikatae IFO 1815 is the source of this 888-nucleotide messenger RNA. RefSeq names its product post-initiation translation factor DPC29 (gene DPC29). The record is from RefSeq and is a predicted model, not a curated record. NCBI's taxonomy places the organism in Eukaryota, Fungi, Ascomycota, Saccharomycetes, Saccharomycetales, Saccharomycetaceae. The transcript has a single exon. The coding region runs from base 1 to 888 and encodes 295 amino acids. Gene Ontology annotation, cellular component: mitochondrion.
AUGUUGGCAAGAAACAGAUGCUUCAGUGUCCUAUUCAAAAAUUCCCGAUCGUUCAGUGCCCUGAAUUCUUCGGUAGGCUCAGGUCACAACAAAUGGUCAACUAUCAAGCACGGUAAGGCCAAGAAUGAUGCGGAACGAAACAAAAUCAACAACAAGUUUGCAAAUCAGAUAGCAAUGUCCGUAAAACUAGGCAACGGUAUUACAGACCCGACCAUGAAUAUCAGACUGGCCACCAGUAUUGAACUGGCCAAUAAAAACAAUGUCAGUAAGAAAGUGAUUGAAAACGCCAUUCGGAAAGGUUCCGGAACCAGCGGAUCGGGCAAGGACUCGAACGCGUCUGAGCUAUGUGUAUACGAGGGAAUGGGUCCCGGUGGAGUAGCUCUAGUGGUGGAGGCCCUUACCGACAACAAGAACAGAACGAUAGGUUUAAUAAGAAGUGCAUUCAAUAAGGCUAACGGCUCGAUGACUCCCACCCUGUUUUUCUUUGACAAACGAGGCUAUGUCACGAUACAGCCUCCCAGCGAGUUAGACACUGAGGACAAGGUGCUGGAAAGCGUACUGGAGAUUCACGGCAUCGAGGAUAUUACGCCCGUGCACGAAGACCCACAAGACACAGACUGUGAUACUGAAACUGAAACUGAAACUACAGGCCCUACUUACGAGGCGGUGACCGAACCAUCUGACACCAACAAGGUCGCUGCCCUCUUGAAGGAGCGUGGCUUCCACAUUAAGGACCUAGGCAUCGGCUAUAACGCCAAGCCGGACAUGGCCGUUUCCGUACAAGGCGACGAAAUCCUCGAGAAAUUACAGAAGCUGACCGCCGCACUCGAGGACAUCGACGAAGUAACGUCGUUGUACACCAACGCUAGCGACGCUGGCAACGCUUGA